AUGGUGGUGGUCGCGGUGCAGCUUCGGGAGGCGGUGAAACGGCGUCUUUCUGCCGCUGCGGAGGAAAUCUGUGAACUGUUGGAGAAAUGCAUCAGGGACUAUGAAGAGGAGACCAGGAGACAAAGGGGACAGGGCCAGAGAGGACAGGACCAGGCCGGGGCACAUGAGAAGGAGACCAGGAGAUCGAGGAAGAAGAGACAAAGACAAAUCUUCAAGACAGAUUAUCUGGAGCCUGAUGAGGAGGCGUCAGGCAGUGACAUCACACUACAGCUCCAUUUAAAGAAAGAGGAACCGCCAACCCCAACAGAAUCUAAAGUGAGCUAUGACUCAGUGAGGAGCGAGGAACAGGAGACAUAUGCGACCGCACAGUCUUCGGACCUGGACCAGGACAUGAGCCAGGACCAAGGACCAGACCUGGACCAAGGACCAGACCUGGACCAAGGAUCAGACCUGGACCAAGGAUCAGACCUGGACCAAGGAUCAGACCUGCACCAAGGACCAGACCUGCACCAAGGACCAGACCUGCACCAAGGACCAGACCUGCACCAAGGACUAGACCUGGGCCAUGGACUAGAUUUGGACCAAGAACUAGACCUGGACCAGAGCAUGAGCCAGGAUCUGGACCUGGAGUUGAGCCAGGAGCAGAGACUGGAGCUGGACCACCCUCACCUGUGCCCCUCCCUCUCUGACUUGCGGCCACACUGCUGCCCGUUUUGUGAGAAGAGCUACAAGUGGCGCUACGAGCUGACGCGUCACAUGCGCAUCCACACGGAGGAGGCCUUCAGCUGCCCACUCUGCGCCAAGCGCUUCUUCAGACGAGACCACCUCAAUGCCCACAUGGUGGUCCACACCAAGGACAAGCCCUUCCCUUGCCCCCUGUGCCCUAUUUCCUUCAAACGCAGAGCUGACUUGGAGCGCCACAAGACCAGGCACAAGAAGCCAGGGGGCGCUGCGGAGCGGCCGGAGCGGCCAGAGCGGCCGAAGCAGAGAGAGUCCAGUGCUGCCUCGCACCUGGCCAGGCGCCCGGCUCGAGAGCAGCUCCUGAGAUACUUCUGCGCUUUCUGCACCAAAGGGUUUCGAUCGGUAUACCAUCUGCAACGCCACAUGACCAUCCACGACAAGGAGCCAAGGAGAGGCCAGAAGAAAAACCAGACAAAAGACAAGCCCAAAGCUCAGAAGAAAGGCCAGUCCAGUGAGAGCUCGAAGCGCAAACCUGCCAGGAUUCACCAGUGUGUGCUCUGCGGGAAAAUAUUUCGGUCCUUCUACCACUUGCAGCGCCACUCUAAAGUUCACAACAAAGACCAGAACUUGGGCCGGAGCCUAAACCAGACCCUUGACCUCACCACAGUCCAGCCCUCUCCGGAGCUGAAUCCAGAGCUGAGUCUUCCCCCGCUGCGGCGUCACCCGUGUGUCUUCUGUGGGAAAACCUGUAAGAGUCUGACAGACCUGAGCCGCCAUCUGCGCGUCCACACCGGGGAGCGGCCGUACAAGUGCCAGCUCUGCGAACGCGCUUUCUCGCGCAAGUACCACCUACAGGUUCACCUCAAGGUCCACAGUAAGCAAGCCUUCUGCUGCUCUCUGUGUGGCAAGUCCUUCAUCACAGAGAAUCGCCUACAGGACCAUCUGACCAGACACAUGGACUCCAACAUGGAUCCGGACCAAGAGUCCGAGCGAGGCCAAGAACCAGAUUGUUUUCUAGACUUGGACCCGGACAUGGAUCCAGACAUGGACUCUGACAUAGACCUAGACAUGGACUCGGACAUGGAUCCGUACGAGGCAGAAUCGGUACAGGAUCCUCUGGAAACGCACCAGGACCCAGAACCAGAGCAGGAAGGAGCCGCUACCAGCACCAGCCUCAUCUACUGCAGCUUUGACUGA
Messenger RNA from Knipowitschia caucasica, 1878 nucleotides. Lineage: Eukaryota; Metazoa; Chordata; Actinopteri; Gobiiformes; Gobiidae. The record is from the annotation of a GenBank genome assembly.